Messenger RNA from Nymphalis io (European peacock), 3373 nucleotides. RefSeq names its product protein unzipped (gene uzip). NCBI's taxonomy places the organism in Eukaryota, Metazoa, Arthropoda, Insecta, Lepidoptera, Nymphalidae. The transcript is spliced from 3 exons. The coding region runs from base 278 to 1630 and encodes 450 amino acids. The record is from RefSeq and is a predicted model, not a curated record.
CGAUACCGCACCGUACCGACCGGCCUCACGCCAGUCUACUAAAGGCUCUGCACUGCAGCGGUGCCCUAUCGACAUACUUUGCGAGUUAAAUCAUUCGAUUUCACUUGCUCAGAAACAUCGUUCGUUUGUGGAUUACUUCGUGUCAUCACUAUCCAGUGCUUCAGCGAUCUCAGUGAUAGUGCGUUUAUAGUAGUAACCGAUUUCAGUGAUUCUUCGAAGCUUCUUUGCUCAUCCCGCGCUUAUUGACGCCGGUCUUUUCCAACAACAGAAGCCAACAAUGAAGAAGACGAAAAAUUGUGGGAGUGGGUGGUGGGUGGUGUUACUGACAGCCACGCUCGCAGUGGGGACACUAGCUGAUGCUGGCGUAGGUCUCUUUAAUGCUAGACUUAAACAAGUUACCACCUCCAGCACUCUGAAAUGGGGUAAUUUGAAAAAAGAGGCAAUGGAAUAUUACGUCGCAGGAGCUGAGUCUCAACAAGGACCCAUAUAUGUGUGCAGAACUCGACAUGAAGGUGAUAUGCUUUUGGGACAACUUAGGCCGGACUACACUUCCUGUGCCGUAUCAGGAAGUAAAAGUUACAACGUAUUUGAAGUGUUGGAAAAUAUUGAGAAUGCCUCUUUAAUCAUGUGGAAACCGUGGAACAAAUUUAACUCAAAACCUAGCGGCGCGGUUGUUGGGGACUCUUCUGGUGAUUCUGUUUUUAUAGGACGAAUGAAAGCGGAAAGUGGUUUUUCACAUAACAUCGGAAGAAUCAUAUAUGAAAGUACUGUAGGAUUUUUGUUUACCUUCGAUGAAAAAAAUAAAGAACUUGAAGAAAACAGUGGAGAAAUUCUAGUGGAAAUCGAACCAUUGAGUUAUAAAUUGGAAAAUGUCGAGUUGGAUUUGGAGACGCAGCACGAAAGACAGACUGAUCCUCAAGUGUACGAGGAACGAAUUUUGAGAAACGACGGUGAUGCGGGUGCCACGGUCACAACAGAAAUUGAAUACAAAUACAACUACACUUUGUCAUGGGGGCAUGGUCAUGGAAUUGCUAUUGGGUUAAAUACAACCAUAGAAAUGAGCGACGGUACUUUAUUACAACAAAUAGAAUGGGCUAAUCCAUUUUCAGAAGAAAGAAAAGAAUUGUACAAAUUGGAAAAAUACCUUGAACCAGGAACAGCUUGCAAUGUAACGUUCAGAGGUAAUAACACUGAUCGUGACGUACUCUAUACGGCCAAAUUGGUAACAUACUACAAAGAUAACAAUGCGCGAUCGAGACAAAUGAGAGGAGAGCGAAUCGAGAACACGGUUGAGGUCGAAGCAAUUUACGGUGAAAUUUACUAUACAGUUAAUAAUACACUCGUGCCCACAACGACGACCACCACUACCACUACCACCUCGACCACUACGACUACCACUCAAGCACCGGUACCUGUACCACCAUCGGUCGAGAGAAACGAUGUCGGCAUGAUAAUGGACAGUAACGAUAUAUUAGGUGAUAGCGGCGAGGAUAUGGUAAAAGCACCACCCGUGAAGGAAGACAUCAAUCGCUCUGUGGUCGGGGGUCUGGGUAGCAAUCCAAACGGUGCCAGCAGCGAUAAGAUCAUUAUCUUAACAUUAUUCGUAUCGUUAUUCGCUCUUUUGCUUUAAAUUAUUGCCUCAAAUAUAGCUUUCCUUGUAAAUAAAAAGAUUAUAUCAUUGACAUUAUAGUUGCUUGACGUUAUUAUAUAUGCGGCAACUAAGCUUUAUGCAGUUGUUUAUCGUCCGAGAAUAGGCUAAUCAAUCUCGGUACAUUUUGUAAAUAAAGAACGUUUUUGUUUACAAGACAUUCCUGUUAAAUAUUUUCAUUCCAAUUGUAUAAAUUGAAGACCUAUAACAUCUUAAUGUAUAUAGAUUUUGUAAAUAGUUAAGAAUAUGGAAGUCGCAGAGCGACGACAAAUAUCUUCAUUGCGAACGAUAAAUUGAUUAGGUUUGUUGAUUGGAAUAAAUAUAUGCAGCACUGUUACCAAUCCACAGAAAUCGUAAUCCGUUGUAUUAAAUAAUGGCUAUUAAAAACGCAAACAAUUCCAAUAAUUUUAUAAUACUUAUAUAUAAUGCAAGAUAAUGUUUAUAAUAAUUUAAAGAUAUGAUCAUUACAAUAGUUUUUUCUUUGAGGCGAGAGUAUAAUGUACCUUAUAAGUUAUCUACGCAUGUUUUUUUUAAUUCAUCAAUUAUCAUAACUGGCUUAGCUUAAAAUGUCAUGUAACGUCCUUAUAUAGACCUCGUUAUAUAUUUAUCUGUAUUUCUUACUCUAAAUAUUACUGUUCAAACAUCUUACAACUUAUAAUUCCAACGGAAAUAUUAACGAGCAUUGUAUUAAAUCGAUAACAUAUCUCUUCAUUACCUCUUUUAAUUUUUAUCUUGUUUGUUAUUUUUAGUUAUUAUAAGAGUUUUAAAAUCUAAAAUGAAAGAUUGUAUUUUAAAAACUUUUAGUGAUAGAUAUUUAAUUUAUUUGUUUUAGGUUAAUGAGAACAUUAAUUAUUAAUAUAGGUUCCAUACAUGUAUUAUUGAGAAAUAUUUAGACAACUAUAACUUUGUUAUUACCAAAGUUAAAUUUCUUUAAAAGUUUACAUAAUUUUAAGAGUAAUCGUUUAUGAAACAGUAGCUUCCCGUAAAGCGAUUCAUCAGAAACGUACACCAAUUAGCAAAUUAAAAUUAAUAUAAGUCUUAUGUUGCUUACGAGUAGCUGUUUAUCGUGAAAGUAAAAAGAAUAAAUAUUUUUAUAUGAAAUGUCGAGCCUAUGCGCACUAAUUGUCUUAAUGAAGUUACAAGUGCGCAUCUGCCCUUACAUUAACCAAUAUUAUUAUGUAUGUACGCGCUAAUAAUGUAACAUUUCGUAUAUAGUAUUUUCAUCAAAUCAAAAUCACGUGUCCAUAGAAUUAUAAAACAAAUAUUGUUAUGUGAUUUAUAUUUAGUAACAAAACCCGAAUCUCAUUAUUAACGUUAUUUGUAAAGAUCAAUAUCCCACCUAGUUGUAACAUUAUCGAGUAAGAUUUAGAAAUAUGUAUUACAAAUUAUCAUUGAAAUGUAUUAUUCCAAAUAUAGAGAGACGUCAGAUGCGUAAGCUUGUUCCACAUGAUUGCAUGCAAAUAUGUAACAAUGACCCUGUAGUCUGUAUUGCAAAACAUAACAUUUUACAUAAUCGUGUUAAACUCGGUAUAAUAUUUUUCAAGUAUUCGCCAUACCUAUAUAAAUAAAUCCGUUUUAUAAAACAUAUUUAAUUAUUUGCUUCAUAGAUCCUCGUUGUGGAAAUUAAAAUAUAUUCAUGAAUCUUUAACAUCAAGAUUGUUUGCGAAGCAUAAUUGUGAUGUUCUAUGUAAGUUUUGUUUUCAAUCAUUAAAGUGUAAUUAUAAA